AGGCGGCGCGCGCGCGCGUAUUCUUAAUUCAAAAUCGCGUGUUCGCUCUCGAUAAAUAAACGCACAGCUGUUUUUAUUUUCAGCCAGUGUUAUUGUAUUCUUAAAUUAAGUUUUUGAAUUGUUGUCAAGGAGUUUAUGGUAUUAGUGCCUCUGAAUGGUCGAAAUUGUUUUGGUUGUGCAACUUCUUAUAGUGCAAGGUUGUUUUAGUGCUUUAUUGUAAAGGAGGUGUUAAAUAUUCACAGUCGAAGAUUGGAAACCGUCUCCUCACGCAGAACUGAGAAGAUGCAGUAUUUUCAAAUCAAAAUAAGAAGAAGGAUUCUUAACGAUAAUAAUUCGUAGAACAUUUAAAAAAUGGUGGCUCCAUCUUGGAAUAUAACACGACGGUUUAAAAAACAAACACAUCUAUGGAUCUCCAUGAACGAACAGAAAAACUAACAAUCAACACUGGCCACUAAGAAAAAGUUUGCAUACCAAAUGAGAUAGCAAAGAGUCCGACUUUAAAAGUCACUAAGAAGAUCGAAGACCGCAGAGGUUGCGACCUCCUUGGAUAACAAGAUGUCGACCAGCAAUGACCUCACCGAGGUGGAGUCGGCUCCCAAGUUGAGGAUGAAGCCAGCUGUCAAGAAGAUCUUCUGUUGCAGCGUCACUGCUGCUUCGGGAUUCAUAGCCGCUUACGCUUUGGUAGCAUACGUGAUAGCGCUGAUCUACGAGAUAGUGUGGGUGCUGGAGGGCGGCGCGGGGCUGCCGGCGGCGGCGGCGGCGCUCAUGCUGUGCUACUGCGUGGUCAUCGCCGCCACCGUCACCCUGGUGCACGGGCUCAUCUCUAAGAACAACAAGUGCCUGAUGGCGUGGCUGAUCGCGGUGAUCCUGGUGCUGGUGCCGGAGUGCGCGCUCGUCUUCUACAUGUCCAUCAGCCAUUGGGGUCUGCAAGGCGUGUACGGCGGCGCGGAGCUGGCGUGCUACGUGGCGCGUCUGCCUGCCAUUGUCAUAGGAGUUGUGCUGGUGCAAUCAGCUUAUGCGCUGAGGGAGGCCAGGAUCGCGGGCUACCCCAGCGCGGGCGGCGCGGUGGGCAGUGAGUUCGACGCCAGUCACUACGUGCCCGACGCGCCCGCCGCCUUCACGAAUGAUGGCUUUAUGAGCGAUAAUGGCAAACACGGCUCAAUGCCAGACCUUCGCAGGCACCUGGCCACCAGACACUCGUUCAACAUGGGCUACCCUCCCGCCAUGAUGCCGCCCCCGCCCCCCGCCUACUGGCAGCACCUGGCUGAGCGGCAGUACGCAGCCAGCUUACGAGGCUUCCCCAAGCCAUACCAGCCACAGAUGUACGGGACCUGGGUCGGCCCUAGGACACACCCGAGCGAAGCUAAUUACAAGCGAAGACACUCCGUUGUUGGCGCUUUUGCUGAUGAGUAUCCUGCUAAAGAAUACGAUGGGUAUAACGAAGAUAGAGCUGACUGUAAAAGCGAGAUGGGUUACCCGUAUUAUAGACAGUAUCAUUACGAUCCUCGGAUGUAUCCGCCAGAAUACGAUCCGAGGUUCGCGUAUGAUUAUAAACGGGAUGAUACAGCGUAUGGGGUGAAUUUGUUACGUCAUGAGCCGUAUCAUUUUAGGGGGUCUCGGGAUAGAGUGUUCUAUGACCCAGGGUUCAGACAUAGUCACCAGUCGGUGGGGAACGAGUCUGAUGAUCUAGGAAAGUAUAAGGAUGUAGCGUUGUGAGCGGCUGUUGUGAUUGUUAGUGAAAGAGAGCUGUUGUAAAUUAUCUUAUGUAUAUCUUAGGUAUGUAGUAGUAAGUAUGAGCUGAGCACUAGAUACUCGUAGAAUAGAAUAAUCCUUAAAUUUUAAUGGAAUUAAAUAGAAUUAAGAAGAGCUAGCUAGUAUUGGAUAUAUAGAUAGGAAUAUACUUAUUAAGUUAUCUUGAUAUAUA
Messenger RNA from Plutella xylostella (diamondback moth), 1924 nucleotides. RefSeq names its product Reduction in Cnn dots 6 (gene Rcd6). The record is from RefSeq and is a predicted model, not a curated record. Lineage: Eukaryota; Metazoa; Arthropoda; Insecta; Lepidoptera; Plutellidae.